Acaulospora colombiana is the source of this 1404-nucleotide messenger RNA. NCBI's taxonomy places the organism in Eukaryota, Fungi, Glomeromycota, Glomeromycetes, Diversisporales, Acaulosporaceae. The record is from the annotation of a GenBank genome assembly.
GCGUUCGUUCGCAGGAUCCUACUGAUAGCCGCAAUGAGAGGUUUAUUGGUUGGAGGAGAGAACAUUCGCCAAGCGUGCGUUAUAAUUCUGUCCGAGCAACUAAAAAUGAGCACUGAGCCCAUGUUUAAUGCAAAGGUUAGGGGAGAGAUUGGUCGAAGAUAUUGUAAGCAGAGAACAGGCGGUCAGAAGAGCUUGCACGAGAAUAGUCAAGACAAUGGCCGAGAACAGAAAGGGAAACUGGACAUUAGUACAAGUACGGUUAUAAAAGGAAUGCUGGCUAGUGACGCUAUUAAGGUAGCGAGGGAAGCAUUCGCUUUGGUUCUUGAAUCUGGUGGGGUUGAUGCCAUUAGGGAUGCGAUCCCCCAGCUUGUCCAGCGGUUGGACGAUUCGGACUCGUCUGUUCGCUGGGCGGUGGUGGAUACGAUGGAAGAACUGGCUAAGAACGCUGAUCUGGUUGGUCCGAUUGGGAAUGCGAUUCCCCAGCUCAUCCAACGGUUGGACGAUUCGGACUGGUUUGUUCGCUCGGCGGUGGCUCGUACGAUGGGAGAACUGGCUAAGAACGGUGUGUACAUCCCAAGGAGCGGUCAAACACACCUGACGUGUAGUAUCAGCCGAUCUGGAUGGUCCGAUUGGGAAUUCGAUUCUCCAGCUCAUCCAGCGGUUGGACGAUUCGGACUCGUCUCCAAUCUGGUCGGUCCGAUUGGGAAUUCGAUUCCCCAGCUCAUCCAGCGGUUGGACGAUUCGGACUCGUCUGUUCGUGAGGCGGUCGUGAAUACGAUGGGAGAACUGGCUAGGAACGGUGUGUACAUCCCAAGGCCCGGUCGAACACACCUGACGUGUAGUAUCAGCCAAUCUGGUUGGUCCGAUUGGGAAUUCGAUUCCCCAGCUUGUCCAGCGGUUGGACGAUUCGAACUCGUCUCCGAUCUGGAUGGUCCGAUUGGGAAUGCGAUUCCCCAGCUCAUCCAGCGGUUGGAGGAUUCGGACUCGUCUGUUCGUGAGGCGGUGGUUCGUACGAUGGGAGAACUGGCUAAGAACGCCGAUCUGGAUGGUCCGAUUAGGAAUGCGAUUCCCCAGCUUGUCCAGCGGUUGGACGAUUCGGACUCGUCUGUUCGCUCGGCGGUGGUUCGUACGAUGGGAGAACUGGCUAACAACGGUGUGUACAUCCCAAUGAGUGGUCGAACACACCUGACGUGUAGUAUCAGCCGAUCUGUGGUUCGUACAAUGGGAGAACUGGCUAAGAACGGUGUGUACAUCUCAAUGAGCGGUCGAACACACCUGACAUGUAGUAUCAGCCAAUCUGGUUGGUCCGAUUGGGAAUGCGAUUCCCCAGCUCAUCCAACGGUUGGACGAUUCGGGCUCAUAUGUUCGCUCGGCGGUGGUGGAUACGAUGAGAGAACUAGCUAA